CGACCCACAGUGUGGUCAUCUCCGUGCGAACGACGUUGGGGACGAUUAGGGUACGACCAGAAGUGAUACAUUUUGAGCCGGAAGUUACGAGCUGUAUGGUCGUGUAACUUGGUGCAUACUUCUCUCAGAAGAAGAGAGAAUCUCUCAGGCGGUGGCUCCUCAGAUAUGUACGCGGUGCGCAUUCAUCACACCUAGACACUAAGAUCAAGACAUGAAAUUCGAUCCUUCACCGUUUUCAUGCAAACUGGUGGUGCCACUGGUGGGCCUCCUCUAACCUGAAAAACGGAGCAUCACCACAAUCUCCUUGCACGACUGUCGCGACCCGGCGUUUGAUUGUGGAGGCGUCGGCGGUGGAUUAUCCCAGCAAAACUUUGC
Amoebophrya sp. A25 is the source of this 375-nucleotide messenger RNA. The record is from the annotation of a GenBank genome assembly. Lineage: Eukaryota; Dinophyceae; Syndiniales; Amoebophryaceae.